AUGAGUGUCCUUCGGUUGCAAAAGAAGUUCCCAAACUUGGACCAGAGCGAACUCUUCGGGCUUAUUGAAGACUUCAGGAAAAUCGAUCUUGACGAUAACGGAUGGGUGGAUAAAAAAGACGUUAUCGAAAAUGUUUCCAAGCAAGGCAAGGGCAAUUACGAUAAAGUGAGAGAAGCACUUAAACAGGUGUCAAUUGAUGCCUCUGGUCACGUGGAGUUAGAAGAUUACGUUGAGCUUAAUUCCGUCUUAAAAAGCGAGUCUACCGAUGCGCAAUCCGAGGCAUCAAACCCAUCGGCACAUGAUGCAUCGGAUGCAAGGGGGGAGAAUUUUGGCAGUAUUCGGCAAAGAUUUGGAGCAGCAGGUGGCCGGUCGAAAAUUGCCAUGCCUGGUGCACCGGCACCAGAGCAAUUUGUUCAUGAAGGCUCUGGGGCAAAUGCAAAAGUGCUUAUCAACCAAUCGGGAAACAUCCACACAAUCAACGACGAGGAGAGAGUCGAAUUCACAAGACACAUCAAUGCGGUUUUAGCUGGUGAUUCGCUUGUAGGUGAACGGUUGCCAGUUCCAUUGGACAGCUUCCAGAUAUUCGAUGAGUGCACGGAUGGCUUGAUUUUAUCUGCUUUGAUAAACGACUCCGUGCCAGAUACAAUCGAUACACGUGUUUUGAACGUUUCGAAAAACGGGAAACCGUUGAACAACUUCAAGAUGCUUGAAAACGCAAACAUCGUGCUCAACUCGGCAAAGGCUAUUGGCUGUGUUGUGGUGAAUGUCCACUCGGAGGAUAUAGUUGAUGGUAAGGAGCACUUGAUAUUAGGCUUGAUAUGGCAGAUAAUCCGGAAGGGAUUGCUCAGCAAGAUCGACAUCAAGAUUCACCCCGAGUUGUACAGACUUUUGGAGGAUGAUGAGACGCUUGAGGAGUUCUUGCGUCUCCCACCUGAACAGAUCUUACUCAGAUGGUUCAACUACCACUUGAAGAACGCGGGAUGGGAGCGGAGAGUGCACAACUUCAGCAGCGAUAUCCGGGAUGGUGAGAAUUACACGAUAUUAUUGAACCAAUUGGCACCGGAUCAGUGCUCAAAGUCUCCACUACAGAUUCAGGAUUUGUUGCAGAGGGCCGAGCAAAUAUUGUCGAACGCCGACAAGAUCGGAUGCAGGAAGUACUUGACACCCAAGGCACUUGUUGCCGGAAACUCGAAGCUUAAUUUGGCCUUCGUUGCACACUUGUUCAACACAUGUCCUGGAUUGGAUCCCAUCGAGGAGGAUGAGAAGCCGGAAAUCGAAGAGUUUGAUGCCGAAGGUGAGCGUGAGGCCAGGGUGUUCACUUUGUGGCUCAACUCUUUGGAUGUGGAUCCACCAAUUGUGUCUCUCUUUGAGGAUUUGAAGGAUGGAACCAUUCUCAUGCAGGCAUUCGACAAAGUGAUGCCUGGAUCCGUGCAAAUGAAUCACGUGAACAAAACGCCUACGAACGGCAGGAAGAUGUCGAGAUUCAAGCAGCUUGAGAACACUAACUACGCAGUUGCUAUAGGUAAGGCCAACCACUUCUCACUUGUGGGAAUAGAGGGCUCUGACAUCACGGAUGGAAACAAGAUGCUUACGUUGGGCUUGGUGUGGCAGUUGAUGCGUAGAAACAUUAACAACACACUUGCCACCUUGGCAAAGAACGGCAAAGAACUUGCAGACACAGAGAUCAUAGCCUGGGCUAACAACGAGGUUGCUAAAGGUGGAAAAAGCUCCCGUAUCAGAUCGUUUAGCGAUCCAUCGUUGGCCAAUGGUCAUUUCUUGUUGGAUGUUCUUCACGGUAUGAAACCAGGAUACGUUGACUACAGCUUGGUGACUCCGGGUAACAGUCACGAGGAGAGAUAUGCAAACGCGCGGUUGGCAAUUUCGAUUGCAAGGAAGUUGGGUGCGUUGAUCUGGUUGGUGCCGGAGGAUAUCAUUGAGGUUCGGUCGAGGUUGAUUUUGACGUUUGUGGGAUCUUUGAUGUCAUUGAGGCUAUGA
Brettanomyces bruxellensis is the source of this 1995-nucleotide messenger RNA. RefSeq names its product Fimbrin, actin-bundling protein (gene SAC6). Bases 1 to 1995 code for a protein of 664 amino acids. Gene Ontology annotation, cellular component: cytoplasm; actin filament bundle; actin filament. The record is from RefSeq and is a predicted model, not a curated record. The transcript has a single exon. Gene Ontology annotation, biological process: actin filament network formation; actin filament bundle assembly. Gene Ontology annotation, molecular function: actin filament binding. Lineage: Eukaryota; Fungi; Ascomycota; Pichiomycetes; Pichiales; Pichiaceae.